Molecule: messenger RNA, 794 nt
Organism: Rubroshorea leprosula
Lineage: Eukaryota; Viridiplantae; Streptophyta; Magnoliopsida; Malvales; Dipterocarpaceae
Source: the annotation of a GenBank genome assembly
AUUUUGCUAGAAUUUCAAACAAUCAAAAUAAUUGCUGCAACAAUUCUCUGUAAAACCUUGUUGAGAAACUCUUCUGGGGAUCUUGUUUGGAGAAAAAUCAGUUCUUGAUAUGCGAGGAGGAUCGUCUAAUGUUUUUCUGGUUGUAAUCAAGGAAGCUUGGAAAUUAAACAUGCUAGGUACACGUUUUGUGUCCCGGAGACACCUCAAGAGCACACACGAACAUGGUGAGUGGGUGAUGGAGUUGAAGUUGUGGAAGAAUCUCACAUUGGAGGGAUAAAAAGAGAGUAAGUGGUUGAAUAUGAGGAGACUCAUGAACCUAAUACAUUAGUCUACACAUACAUUAGUCUUGGAGGAAUAUAAGGGCUCAACAUGUGGGUCAGUUCAGCUCAAUACCUUUGGGGAACCUAAAUUCCUCUGGUAGCUUAAAUUGAUGACAUUGAGAAAUCUGUCAGUAGUUGUGGGUCAGGUCAGCUCUCCAGUCCUUCUGGCUAUCAGGCAUUUAUGUAGGAAUAUGAUUGACAUUCUAGAGGUAAGGAAGGAGAGACAAUUAAGUUCAGGUUUUUGAAGAGAAUUGUUGUGAUCUACACAGCCUUCUGUUGAAAACAGGAUUAUUUGAACUCUCUAAUGGUGCUUACCCUAAAUGGUAUGCUCACCUCAUUUCAUGCUUCCACAAUUCAGAAUGGUCUAAGUUGUUGUAAAGAUAAAAAUAGAUGUAUGAUUGAGUGAGAAUCUUUUGAACUCAAAGAGCAUAAGAGCAAUUGUUUCAUAUCUGUAAAUACAAGUGAUGUAAUGUG